Molecule: messenger RNA, 1536 nt
Organism: Gallus gallus (chicken)
Lineage: Eukaryota; Metazoa; Chordata; Aves; Galliformes; Phasianidae
Gene: PEX12
Product: peroxisomal biogenesis factor 12
Exons: 3
Coding region: 23-1093 (356 amino acids)
Biological process (GO): protein import into peroxisome matrix; protein monoubiquitination
Cellular component (GO): peroxisomal membrane; peroxisomal importomer complex
Molecular function (GO): zinc ion binding; protein binding; ubiquitin-protein transferase activity
Source: RefSeq, a predicted model, not a curated record
GCGGCGGGGCGGGGAGGGCGGCAUGGCGGAGCUAGGCGCCCACCUGACGGCCGAGGCGGCCGGUGACGACCGGCCCUCCAUCUUCGAGGCUGUGGCCCAGGACAGCCUGAUGGCGGCCGUGAAGCCCGCCCUGCUGCACCUGGUCAAGGUGCUCGCUGAGUCUAAUCCUGGCCGGUACGGCCUCCUCUGGCGCAGGUUUGAUGAGAUCUAUGUCCUUCUGGAUUUUCUGCUCCAGCAGCACUACCUGGCCAGGUGCAGCGCCUCCUUUUCUGAGAACUUUUAUAGCUUAAAGAGGAUACCGACAGGAGAUUGCAAACAGCAACCUUUGGCCACUGCUGGCCUGCCAAAGAAGCAGCACUGGAAGUCUCUCCUGCUGCUGAUUCUUGUUCCUUACCUAAAAGGAAAGCUAGAGAAGCUCGUGUCCAGCCUUAGGGAAGAGGAUGAGUACUCCAUCCAUCCUCCAUCAUCCUCCUGGAAGCGUUUUUACCGAGCCUUUCUAGCUGCCUACCCCUUUAUAAACAUGGCCUGGGAGGGCUGGUUUCUGAUCCAGCAAUUGUGCUACAUCCUCGGGAAGGCUCAGCAUCAUUCCCCCUUGCUGCGGCUGGCUGGCGUUCGCCUGGUGAGACUGACUGCAGAGGAUAUCCAGGCCCUGGAGAAGAAACUGGCUGUAGCAGCCUCAAGUCAAACACACAGCAUUAAAACACAAGUGCAGUCAGCAGUGAGGAAAGCUUUGGGUGGCAUCGCCUUCUCGCUGUCCACCGGCCUGUCUGUGUGUGUGUUCUUCCUCCAGUUCCUGGACUGGUGGUACUCCUCUGAAAACCAAGAAACUAUCAAAUCUCUGACAGCGCUCCCUACUCCUCCACCCCCUGUGCAUCUCGACCACGGGGUGGACUCAGCUCUCCUACCCAAAUUGAAGACAGUGUGCCCUCUGUGCCGCAAAGUCCGAGUCAAUGCCACAGCCCUCUCCACGUCUGGCUUUGUGUUUUGCUACCGUUGUGUGUAUAAUUAUGUGAAGACUCACCAGCGCUGCCCAAUUACAGGCUAUGCCACAGAGCUCCAGCACCUUGUCAAACUGUACUCUCCUGAGAGCUGAAAGAGCUGCCCAAUGCUUCAGAGAUCUCUGAGGAUAGUGGCUGGGUAGUCAAUGUGGUGCUGUACUGCUGGGCAGCUGAACACUGCUCUCUGACUGCCUAAAAGAAGGGGAGAAAGUAACAGUGGAAAAGGGCUCAAGGGUUGAGCUGCAUGUGGAGGUCUGCUCCUACUCACCUCUGAAUGAUGUCCCUAAUUCCCACCAACACUUCUAAAUUAAAACCUCUGACUCUUUGUAGGAAUAAGAGUUGAAAUGUAAGCAGGAAUAAAAGAGGGAGGAUACCUUUUCUCCACAAAGGAGAGGAAUGACAAACCAACUUAAAGCAGCAGCUGUGCCAAUCGAUGAAUUGUUAAAUAAGUCUCUGAUUCUGUUGUUAUCUGCUUUUAUAAAGCAAAGUUCUUUCUUGAUCAAGAACCCAAAUAAAUUUUUGAUGAUUGGAAAAAGUU